AGUAACAAUUUUUAUGUAUUAUAUAAACCCUAGAUUCCCCUGCACAAAGUAAACUAAGCUGAGAUUUGGUCAUAAAGCAUCACAAUUACAAUAUCGUCGGCCGGAGCUCAGACAUUUAAUCGUCUCUAUCGCCGGCGGCACUGUCUCUGGAUAGAGGUGAAACUUACAUGAGGGACGAUUGAAACUUAAAUUGUUCUGUCUAUAGUGAAAAGGGGGAGAAAAUAGACAAUAUACAAUGGCAACAACUUGUGAAGAUGAUAAGAAAGAGGCAAGCCCUGUAUCUGUAAGCUGGGUAGGGACGAUUGAGGAACAAUAUAGGAAGAUGAAACAAAAUGCAGAGGCUUACCCAUAUGUAUGGGGAUCCUAUAUUGUUGUUUAUGGUGGAUUUGGUCUUUGGUUUGCUUAUAGAUGGAGGAAGCUUCGUAGAACUGAGGAUAGGGUUAGAGUUCUUCAGGAGAGGCUUCGUAAACUUGUCGAAUCUGAGGAAUCAUCAAACUCUGCACCGAAAUAGCUGUCUAGUUGGUUGGUUGGUCUUUCUUCUGAUUCAUUUUUCAUGUAUACAUAAUCAGUUCUAUGAGACUUUCAGGAAAAGCUCGAAAAAAGGUAUGUUUUCGCACUUGAGUUAGGAAUUUAAUGUAUGAUAAGUUGAGUAAGCAAAUGCACUAUGAAAAUAAUCAAGGUUUAAACUUCAUUGUUCUUAUGGAUCCAUCACUUAUUGGAAUUACAUGUAAUUUUUUAUUUA
Molecule: messenger RNA, 742 nt
Organism: Impatiens glandulifera
Lineage: Eukaryota; Viridiplantae; Streptophyta; Magnoliopsida; Ericales; Balsaminaceae
Exons: 2
Coding region: 236-511 (91 amino acids)
Source: RefSeq, a predicted model, not a curated record